GGCUGUGCUGACGUCAUUCUGCAGUAGCGGGCAGGGGUGGGAGUGAGAGAGCGUGAGGACGCGGGGCUCGCGGGGGAACGCGAAGGGGCCGCGGCGAGUGCCCCACCUCGGCCGCCCGGCUUGGGGUCCCAGGGCCGGCUCUAUGGCCUAGCGUGCGCGGCAGGCUCCUCUCUGCGGCUUCCCUGCUGCCCCCGGGGUUCCGUCCGCUCCUCCGAGAGCCCCCGCAUCCUCCUCCAAGGUGGAAUAAGCAGGCUUGCGGCUCCCAGGGGACCGCAAGCCUGGCCCUGCCCUGCCGAGCUCUGCACCAUGGCCCUGCUGCUGCUGCCCCUCUUGCUGGCCUUUCUGCACCCUCCCAGCUCCGCUAACAAAGCCAACAAGCACAAGCCAUGGAUCGAGGCAGAAUACCAGGGCAUAGUCAUGGAGAAUGACAACACGGUGCUGCUGAACCCUCCACUCUUCGCCCUGGAUAAAGACGCCCCCCUGCGCUAUGCAGGUGAGAUCUGUGGUUUCCGGCUCCAUGGGUCUGGGGUGCCCUUCGAAGCUGUGAUCCUGGACAAGGCAACAGGAGAAGGACUGAUCCGGGCCAAGGAGCCAGUGGACUGCGAGGCCCAGAAGGAGCACACCUUCACCAUCCAGGCCUAUGACUGUGGCGAGGGCCCCGACGGUGCCAACACCAAGAAGUCUCACAAGGCAACUGUGCACGUGCGGGUCAAUGAUGUGAACGAGUUUGCCCCAGUGUUUGUGGAGCGGCUGUACCGUGCUGCAGUGACCGAGGGGAAGCUGUAUGACCGCAUCCUGCGGGUAGAAGCCAUCGACGGCGACUGCUCUCCGCAGUACAGCCAGAUCUGUUACUACGAGAUCCUGACCCCCAACACCCCUUUCCUCAUUGACAAUGAUGGGAACAUUGAGAACACAGAGAAGCUGCAGUACAGCGGCGAGCGGCUCUAUAAGUUUACAGUGACGGCUUACGACUGCGGGAAGAAGCGGGCGGCGGAUGACGCCGAGGUGGAGAUCCAGGUGAAGCCCACCUGUAAACCCAGUUGGCAAGGCUGGAACAAAAGGAUUGAAUACGCACCCGGCGCUGGGAGCUUGGCUUUGUUCCCUGGCAUCCGCCUGGAGACCUGCGAUGAGCCGCUCUGGAGCAUUCAGGCCACCAUAGAGCUGCAGACCAGCCACGUGGCCAAGGGCUGCGACCGAGACAACUACUCCGAACGGGCACUGCGGAAGCUCUGCGGUGCUGCCACUGGGGAGGUGGAUCUGUUGCCCAUGCCCGGCCCCAAUGCCAACUGGACAGCAGGGCUCUCAGUACACUACAGUCAGGACAGCAGCCUCAUCUACUGGUUCAAUGGCACCCAAGCCGUGCAGGUGCCCCUGGGCGGCACAGCCGGGCUGGGCUCUGGGCCCCAGGACAGCCUCAGUGACCACUUUACCCUGUCUUUCUGGAUGAAGCAUGGUGUAACCCCCAACAAGGGCAAGAAGGAGGAGGAGACCAUCGUGUGUAACACUGUCCAGAAUGAGGAUGGCUUCUCUCACUACUCACUGACUGUCCAUGGCUGCCGAAUUGCCUUCCUCUACUGGCCCCUGCUGGAGAGUGCGCGCCCAGUCAAAUUCCUCUGGAAGCUGGAGCAGGUCUGUGAUGACGAGUGGCACCACUAUGCGCUGAACCUUGAGUUUCCCACGGUCACACUCUACACUGAUGGCAUCUCCUUUGACCCCGCCCUCAUCCAUGACAACGGCCUCAUCCACCCGCCCCGGCGGGAACCUGCUCUCAUGAUCGGGGCCUGCUGGACCGAGGAGAAGUACAAAGAGAAGGAAAAGGGAGGCGACAACAGCACGGAGAGCACCCAAGGAGACCCCUUGCCGAUCCACCACUACUUCCAUGGCUACCUGGCUGGGUUCAGCGUGCGCUCAGGGCGCCUGGAGAGCCGCGAGGUCAUCGAGUGCCUCUAUGCAUGUCGGGAGGGGCUGGACUAUAGGGAUUUCGAGAGCCUGGGCAAAGGCAUGAAGGUCCACGUGAACCCCUCGCAGUCCCUGCUCACCCUGGAGGGGGAUGAUGUGGAGACCUUCAACCACGCCCUGCAGCAUGUGGCUUACAUGAACACUCUGCGCUUUGCCACGCCCGGCGUCAGGCCCCUGCGCCUCACCACCGCCGUCAAGUGCUUCAGUGAAGAAUCUUGCGUGUCCAUCCCCGAGGUGGAGGGCUACGUGGUGGUCCUGCAGCCCGACGCCCCCCAGAUCCUGCUGAGUGGCACCACUCACUUCGCUCGCCCAGCUGCGGACUUCGAGGGACCCGAGGGGGUCCCUUUGUUCCCCGAUCUUCAAAUCACUUGCUCCAUUUCUCACCAGGUGGAGGCCAAAAAGGAUGAAAGUUGGCAGGGCACAGUGACAGACACGCGGAUGUCGGACGAGAUCGUGCACAACCUGGACGGCUGUGAAGUGUCCCUGGUGGGGGAUGACCUGGACCCCGAGCGCGAAAGCCUGCUCUUGGACGUGGCAUCCUUGCAGCAGCGAGGGCUGGAGCUCACCAACACGUCUGCCUACCUCACCAUCGCUGGGGUGGAGAGCAUCACUGUGUACGAGGAGAUCCUGCGGCAGGCCCGGUACCGGCUGCGACAUGGAGCUGCCCUCUACGCCAGGAAGUUCCGGCUUUCCUGCUCCGAGAUGAACGGCCGCUACUCCAGCAAUGAGUUCAUUGUGGAGGUCAACGUCCUGCACAGCAUGAACCGUGUUGCCCACCCCAGCCACGUGCUCAGCUCCCAGCAGUUCCUGCACCGUGGUCACCAGCCUCCCCCUGAGAUGGCUGGACACAGCCUGGCCAGCUCCCACCGGAACUCCAUGGUCCCAAGCGCUGCGACCCUCAUCAUCGUGGUGUGCGUCGGCUUCUUGGUGCUCAUGGUCGUCCUGGGCCUUGUCCGCAUCCACUCCCUUCACCGCCGCGUGUCAGGGACCGGCGGGUCCCCGGGCGCCUCCAGUGACCCCAAGGACCCCGACCUCUUCUGGGAUGACUCCGCCCUGACCAUCAUCGUGAACCCCAUGGAGUCCUACCAGAGUCGCCAGGCCGGUGUGGUAGGGGCUGCCGGCGGCGGCCAGCAGGAGGACGAGGACAGCAGUGACUCAGAGGCAGCCGACUCGCCCAGCAGCGACGAGAGACGCAUCAUUGAGAGCCCCCCGCACCGCUACUGAGGCCCACACCCGUCCCCAGACACAGAGAGAGCUACGCCUGGGGGAGGCAGACCCCCUGGACAAGGGAGCGGGGCGUUCUGAGACAGAGGGACCCGGAGGCUGCCAGCUGUGCAGGUGGAGCCUGCACAGAUCCCCGCGGGGCCCCCUACACCGCCUACCCCACCCCAGCCCACCUCCUGCCCUGGCCUCUGGGUCCCCUUUCCCCUGUGGCUGCCAGGGCAGGCUGCGCUGGAGAGAUGGCUGGAGACCUCUUCUGCACGGCGACCCUGUGCCGCGGCCGCUGUCCCCUUGGCUCACCUGUGUCUCUGGGCCCAUCCCAGUCCUGCCACGCACUGUCUUGGGGGCGGCACGGUCUUGGGGGUGACAGUAGCUGUGGCUGGGGCCAGGGUGGGAUGGCAGCAAUCCCUCUGGGUCCCCUUCUCUAAUCUCUCCUGUCCCCUGGAGCCUCCCUGGGCUCCCUCACUUCUCUGAGAGUCCCCCUCGCUCUCCUUCCAUUUCCGUCUGGGGAUCCCUGCUUCUCCUCUCCCCCACUUCCCUUCCCUUUUUGCCCUCUUUCCUGUCCUGCCUUCACAGUCCUGAGCCCCUACAGCCUCCUCGCUUCCUCUGUGACCCGGCUGUGGCCGGGUUGUGGGGGUGGCCGAGGAGAGGGGCCUCGUGUGUAUUAUAUAUAAUGUAUAUUUUUUCAAUGUUGUCGUGAGCGCAGCUCCUGUGUUCCUGCGUGCAGCUCACAGCCUUGUGUGUGCGUGUGUGUGUGUGGCAUUGUCAUGUCCUGGGGUGGAGGUAGGGGGAUGGGUGUGUGGGGGAGGGGACACACCCUGGGAUUUUCAAAUAAAACAACCAGAAAAAAGCUC
Molecule: messenger RNA, 4034 nt
Organism: Oryctolagus cuniculus (rabbit)
Lineage: Eukaryota; Metazoa; Chordata; Mammalia; Lagomorpha; Leporidae
Gene: CLSTN3
Product: calsyntenin 3
Biological process (GO): homophilic cell-cell adhesion; positive regulation of synapse assembly; positive regulation of synaptic transmission
Cellular component (GO): cell surface; postsynaptic membrane
Molecular function (GO): calcium ion binding
Source: RefSeq, a predicted model, not a curated record